Messenger RNA from Auanema sp. JU1783, 1743 nucleotides. The record is from the annotation of a GenBank genome assembly. Lineage: Eukaryota; Metazoa; Nematoda; Chromadorea; Rhabditida; Rhabditidae.
CUGAUUGCGUUCGCGAAGUCGAGAAGCGUUUCAGCCAGAAUUUCAACUUCUUUUGGUGUUCACCAUGACGCAGGGUGGGGCUGGGGAUGGCCGAGAAUCUCGCUCAGUAAAAAUCGAAGACCUUCCGAAUUACUACAACUCUUCAGCUUUAUUUUAACUUACGUUGGUAUGAAGCGUAAAGUUGAAGCUUCCGGUUCCUCUGUUAAUGAAAUGACAAGAGCCGACGACUCUCCUUCCCCUCCCGCCCCACGACGUCGAAUCCGUACGAUGAGCGGCUCGAAGUCGGAACACCACCUACUAACCACUAAAACAGGACGAAAAAUUUACACCAAGGGACGUCCGCCAUGGUACGAUAAGAAAGGAAAAAACCUGAAGCAGCCUUAUGUUAUCGGUAUUUGUGGUGGCUCAGCUAGCGGGAAAACCACGGUGGCCGACAAAAUUAUUGAAAAGCUCGAAAUCCCAUGGGUCACUGUACUCAGUAUGGAUAGCUUCUACAAAGUCCUCGAUGAGGAGCAACAUCGUCAAGCCGAACUAUCGAAUUAUAACUUCGAUCAUCCAAACGCUUUCGACUUCGAUCUGCUUUUUGACGUUCUCUCCCGUCUUCGUGAAGGUAAAAGUACCGAAGUCCCUGUUUAUGAUUUCACCAGUCAUUCUCGCGACAACAAUCCAAAGGUAAUGUAUGGUGCUGAUGUACUCAUUUUCGAAGGAAUCUUAGCUUUUCACAGACCUGAUAUUUGUGACAUGAUGGACAUGAGAGUUUUUGUUGAUACUGAUGGUGAUCUUCGUCUUGCACGCCGUCUCAACCGCGAUAUCAACGAGCGAGGACGGGACGUUGCGGGUGUUUUAGAUCAGUACUUCCGUUUCGUGAAACCUGCUUUCGAAGCUUACAUUGCUCCGGGAAUGAAAGCUGCAGACAUCAUCGUUCCUCGCGGGGGAGACAAUGAUGUAGCUAUCAAUCUGAUUGCUAAGCAAGUCAUGACUCAGCUUAUCAAGAGAGGGUAUGAUGAAACUGCUCACAAACCUUGUCGUCAAGAGCUUGUCAGUGCUGCCUGUCUCCCAGACGAGUUGCCUGAUAACCUAGUUAUUAUUAAGGAGACUCCUCAAGUUCGAGGAUUGCACACUUUCAUUCGUGACAAGAACACUAAGAGGGAUGAAAUCAUUUUCUAUUCUGAGAGACUGACGCGUAUCCUCAUUGAGGAAGCCAUGAAUUUCAUGCCAUACUGUAACUUCGAUUACGAGUUGGGCACCGGUCAAAAAUUAACUGGCAAGCGCAAGGCUGCUGAAAUCUGUGGAGUGGCCAUAAUGCGUGCUGGAGAGACUAUGGAAAACUCUCUCCGAGCCAUUGUGAAGGAUUGCAAGAUGGGUAAAAUCCUUAUUCAAACCAAUGAACAAACGUUGGAGCCUGAGCUUUAUUAUUUACGUUUACCAAAAGAUAUUCACAAUUAUAAAGUUUUAUUGAUGGAUGCCACUGUAGCAACAGGAGCAGCGGCUAUGAUGGCUAUCCGUAUAUUGUUGGACCAUGACGUCCCUGAGGAAAAUAUUUAUCUUUUGUCUCUUCUGAUGUCAGAGCCUGGAGUACAUGCCUUGGCAUAUGCUUUCCCCAAGGUUCGUUUAAUUACCACAGCUGUUGAUAAACUGCUGUCGGAUAAUUUCUACGUUAUGCCUGGAAUGGGUAACUUUGGUGACCGUUAUUACGGAACUUGUCUUAGUGAUGAUGAUGGCGAAGAGCCAUUUGACACCUGA